This is a messenger RNA of Galleria mellonella (greater wax moth), 999 nucleotides long. RefSeq lists its product as uncharacterized. The record is from RefSeq and is a predicted model, not a curated record. The transcript has a single exon. NCBI's taxonomy places the organism in Eukaryota, Metazoa, Arthropoda, Insecta, Lepidoptera, Pyralidae. The coding region runs from base 161 to 928 and encodes 255 amino acids.
UUUUGCUCUAUUUAUAUAGCUUCACAUUUUGUAAAAUUACAUUAGUUUACUUUAGCAGCUAUAAGGUAAGCUAUUAAUUAAUAGUUUUUUUUUUAAUCUCCUGUUUUAUUUACUAUUAUGACAUUUGUUUAUACGUUAAUAUUUUUCAGAGUCAGAAAAAAUGGUAGCGCUUACAAUUAUUCUAUUGUGUGUGUCAUCAGCAUUGGCUGACAUUUCUGAUAACUACUAUCGACAAGGGGAUAGCUAUAUCCCAGUAAAUACUAACCAAGUAAACAAUAUAAAUAGUAGUAGAUACCUACACAGACCUUCGAAUUCAUACUACAACUUUGAACAACGUCGAGAAGAUCAACCACCACAAGUAGAAAUAAGAGAUGAAGACAUGGGAAAAUAUAUGAACAAAAAAUCUACAACAAACUUGGCUACACCCACAGUGCCUAGCUUCCACAAUAUUUCAGAACACUUAUUUAAAAAUCAAUCAGAGCCAAUGACAACUCCUAAAGCUCACGUCGUUCAAAACUGGAACCAAAUCAUAAACAAACAUUUACCAGCAAAUAUGCCACCACCACCAUCUACACCAAAGUGGAUGGACCUAUCUGAAAGCUACAACCAACCAAAGCCGUUGCUUUCUUCAAGAAACACGAACCCAUCUCAUAAACAUGCUUUUAAUCCCAGUCAGCCACACGCAUUCCACAAAACAGAACAUGUUAUACCUCAAAAUCAAUAUCAUCAUACUGUUUCACUUGAUUGGCAUCUGCCUUUACAACCAAAACCAUUUAGAGGUAACCACAAAUUUAACUGGCAUGAUAUUGAUGAUCUUCAAGAACCAGUGACAACAAAUUCUCCCAUUAAAGUACCUACCCAGAACCACAACGCACCAUUUUCUGUGCCUACUUUAUCCCCAUGGUCUGGUGACAAUUUUGGAAAAUAAUAUUAGAUUUCAAUAUUUUAUACAAGGGCUAUAAUAAACUAAAAAUAUAAUAAACAAAAAAUAAUAAUGUC